Messenger RNA from Diabrotica balteata, 849 nucleotides. The record is from the annotation of a GenBank genome assembly. Lineage: Eukaryota; Metazoa; Arthropoda; Insecta; Coleoptera; Chrysomelidae.
AUGCUGAGAAAUUAUUUGACAACUAUUCCUUACACCAAAUUUGUAUUAAUAGAAGAUUCUGUACAUGCAAGAGGCAAACCAGUUUUAGAUUUUCUGUUAAAAACACACACACAAAGACCGAAGAAUAAAAUUCAUUACUUCGUGUUUCAAGAACCUUUUGGUAGAGCUAAAAAUAGGCUAGAACAUAAUAGUCUAGUUUUAUAUGACUGUGUUAGUGAUAAAUUGGGAUGGAGCAAUGAAGCAAAAAUAAAUGAUUUGGAAAGCCUUAUUAAAGCUGUGGCAAGCAAUGAUGUUAUUUUUAUUGAUUCCUUAGAUCAUGUAAUGUAUGAAUAUGGUCUUGCAGAAACUUACAGGAUUUUGAAUAUUUUGAAAAAUCAAAUAGGUGUACAACAAAUUGCUACUAUAUUACACCAGGACUUGAUAGAAGAUAAACUAAGAAUUCACCAAUUGUUAGAACAUUUGAGUACACUUACUUUAAGUUUGCAACCUAAAGAAGAUGCAGACAAGGGACGAGUUAUUUAUACUUAUAAAAAAUUAGGAGGAAAAGUUGUUAAACAGGUGGAGGAAUUUUGGUUUGAAGGAGAAAACCUAGUAACACAAAAAGUAGACAAGGUUGAUCCAAAGCAGAUCAUAGAAAAGGCUUUAGCUGUAGAUAUUAAUCCAGAAACAUUGUCUACCUUUAAAAUUGGGCUCAGUGAUGCUGAUAAGAAAUCGAGGGAUGGAUUAAUUUUGCCUUAUUUACCAAGACAAGAAAAUCAAGAGAACGUUGAAAAUGGAAGAAUAUUUUAUGAAUUUGAUGCAGUUGAUGACUGGGAUGAGGAGGAUCCUGAUGAUGAUUUAGAUAUAUAA